AUGACCAGUACUUCGUCUGAAAUCGAGAUAGCCGCCCAACACCUUGCCAAGGCGAAACGAAUCGUCAUCCUGACAGGCGCGGGCAUCUCCACCGCCGCCGGAAUCCCCGACUUCCGCUCCCCCACCAGUGGUCUCUACGAGAAACUGGCACCCCUCAAGCUGCCCUUUCCCGAGGCGAUUUUCCAUAUCAGCUAUUUCACCCAUACUCCGGAGCAAUUCUACGCCAUCGCAAAGGCUCGCCAUCCCCGCUGCCUCAAACCGACCAGAUCCCACGCAUUCCUCGGUCUGCUCGCGAAGAAAGGCCUGCUCCAUUUCCUGUUUACCCAGAACACCGACGGUCUCGAAGAAGAUGCCUUCGUCCCCGCAGACAAGAUGCUUGCGGUGCAUGGGAACUGGAAGACGCAGCGUUGUCACAAAUGCAACACGCCGUACCCGGACGAGCUGAUGAAGAAGGCCAUCGCCAAAAGAGAAGUACCGUACUGUCUUGAGGCGAGGUGCAAGGGAGCGGUGAAGCCGGAUGUGGUCUUCUUCGGCCAGUCGCUUCCCGCUGCAUUUGAUGAAAAAGAGAAAUUGGUAGCCGAGGCGGAUCUGGUGAUUGUUAUGGGCACAAGCUUGAAGGUUGCGCCGUGCUCGCGGCUACCGCGUUUGGCGAGGGAGGGAGUUCCACGGAUCCUCAUCAACAUGGAGAGUGCGGGGGACUUUGGUACACGACCAGAGGAUGUUCAAAUCCUUGGAUCGUGUGAUGAUGGGUUGGAAAAGUUAGCCGAUCUGCUAGGCUGGUCGGAUGAACUGGACAGUCUCUGGGCUGCGGCUGCGGCUGCGAAAGAAGAGCCGACCGAUGACGAGGAAGAGAUCAGCCUAGACGAGUGUAUUAAUCGAUUGGUCCAGGAGAACCAAGGAAAACAGGUGUCUGACGGACAUAAGCGCAUGCUAGAAACACACUUGCAGUCAAAAUUUGCCCAUUUGCUUCGGUCGAGUUAG
Aspergillus tubingensis is the source of this 981-nucleotide messenger RNA. RefSeq names its product SIR2 family histone deacetylase. The record is from RefSeq and is a predicted model, not a curated record. Lineage: Eukaryota; Fungi; Ascomycota; Eurotiomycetes; Eurotiales; Aspergillaceae. Gene Ontology annotation, molecular function: NAD+ binding; histone deacetylase activity, NAD-dependent. The transcript has a single exon. The coding region runs from base 1 to 981 and encodes 326 amino acids.